Molecule: messenger RNA, 1164 nt
Organism: Diaporthe citri
Lineage: Eukaryota; Fungi; Ascomycota; Sordariomycetes; Diaporthales; Diaporthaceae
Exons: 5
Coding region: 1-1164 (387 amino acids)
Source: RefSeq, a predicted model, not a curated record
AUGCCUUCAUUCGCAGCAACUGUGUUGUUCCUCCCCCUUCUCGGGCUUUGCAGUGCCAAAUGCCUCCCUGCCAAGGUGCCGCAAGACGUCACUUCUCCCACAGCCGUCGCCUCUUCCCCAGCCGUCACUUCUCCCGCAGCCGCCAACGAGGGCUCAUCAGUGCCCGUUGCAGGCCAGAACGCCACUUCUGGUUCCAAGAUCCCAGAUGAAUUUAAGCCAGGCGUCAAGUGGCAGAUCAACAUUCAAAACCCAGUUGACCCUCGGGCCGGUUUGCAGCCGGCUGAUGCCAAGGUCAUUGACAUCGAUCUCUUUCACGCGAGCAAAGACCCCACCGUGAUACCCGCACUUCAUGCGGCCGGGGCCACUGUGUUGUGCUACUUCAACUUGGGCGCAGUUCAGACAACGGACUGUGACUGGUCAAGCUGGGAGAACGAUGGGCUCAUGAAGACGAGCCAAACCGUAGAAAAUUACGCCCAGGAGAAAUACGUCGACGUCACGGAUGCGACCGUCCUCGAGCUCCACAAAUCCCGUAUCGACCUCGCUCAUCAAAUCGGUUGCGAUGGCCUGGAUCCCGAUAAUAUUGAUACAUUUGAGCUGUCGGCGGAUGAGUCCAUCGGCAAGCAGAUCACACAAGAAGACAUGAUCAACUUCCUCUCGACUCUCGCGGAAUACGCACACUCCAAGACAACAACACUUGGUCACUCCCUUAUGAUCGGACAGAAGAAUGCGUGGAGCAUUACGGAAAGCGUGCACACAUUCAUGGACUUCGCUAUUUCCGAGAAUUGCGUCGGAUCGGUGAACGUCGGCUCCAACAGGGGAGCGCCUGACGAGUUCUGCACCGUCUUCCAAAAGUAUUAUGCCGAUAACGGCAAGCCGGCCUUUGACAUCGAGUACCCUUCAAGCCUGGCGGCCGGCGGCGGCAGCGAGAAGCGACAAGAUGGUGAAAGUGUGGCCGAUGGAUCUGAGGGUGGAUGCGCCGCCGCAACCAGUGAGGCUGAUAUCACAGCCUACUGUACCUCCCAAGCAAGCAGUACUGGAAUCAGCCGGAUCCUGAAGCUCGACAACGACAACUACGGUCUGAACGGCUGCACACAGUACUGCGACGAGGCUACAUCGUUCGUCAUGACAACGUAUCCGUCAAACGACACCAACUCCUGUGGAUAG